Thalassophryne amazonica is the source of this 2089-nucleotide messenger RNA. It is a transcript of the gene plekho1a, whose product is annotated as pleckstrin homology domain containing, family O member 1a. Lineage: Eukaryota; Metazoa; Chordata; Actinopteri; Batrachoidiformes; Batrachoididae. The record is from RefSeq and is a predicted model, not a curated record. Gene Ontology annotation, cellular component: ruffle membrane; muscle cell projection membrane. The transcript has 10 exons. The coding region runs from base 149 to 2020 and encodes 623 amino acids. Gene Ontology annotation, biological process: regulation of myoblast fusion.
GAGAGCAUCUGUUUCCACGCACGCGCACAGGGAGGAUGCUGGCGCGGCGCGCAGACAACAGCCACUGAAGAGAACCGGACUCGCCGACACCAGGCUUCAUCCGGCACCGAGAUCCCGGGACCGGUCCGGACCGAACCUCCGGAGGAACAUGAAGAAAAGCAACCAGAACAAACGGGGGGUUCAGGAUCCGGGGCAGCAGCCCAUCCAGCAGCCAGAGAAGGCAGGCUGGAUCAGGAAGUUCUGUGGACGAGGGAUCUUCAGAGAACUUUGGAGGAACCGCUAUGUGGUUCUGAGAGGAGACCACUUGUACAUCUCUGACAAGGAGGUGAAGGACGAGCGGAAAGCACAGGAAGUCUUUGACCUCGCUGAUUAUGAGCGGUCGGAGGAGCUGAGGAAAGCCAAAAGCCGAAGCAAGAAAAACCACAGCCGGUUCACGGUUCUGCGCUGCCGCCAACCCGGAAACACUGUUCCGAACCUAAUUUUUCUGGCCGUAAGUCCUGAGGAAAAGGAAUCGUGGAUUAAUGCCAUCAACAUGGCUAUCAUCAGAGCCAAGAACCGGGUUUUUGAUGAGGUAACCGUUGAUGAUGACCAGGUGUUGGUUCAUCCCACAAGAGACCGAGCGAGGGUUCCUUAUGGCCGUCGGCUGCCGACCAGAGGACACCUCGCGGCUGUGGCUUCCUCCCACCGUAUGCUGACCCUUGACUUGGUUGCUGAAGAGGACUGCUUCUUUCCUCAGUGUCACAGUGGGAUACAGAAAUUCUGGGAAAACAGUUUCCAUGGGGAAAGUUCUUGUGGAUCGCGUGGGUUCGGAUGUCGUCAGCGGGCUGGGACCGAUGUCUCAAAGCUGCGAGUGACCUCCAAGGAGCCCCGAGUGAAGACGGGAAGCCUGCCCAGGGGCACUGAGCGCUCAUGGUGCAAACAGCCCCACCUGGAGGCUGCACAGUUCCACAAGACUCAACAGUCUCAAACACCGCAGCCUGGGAAGCGCUUCACCCUGCAGGGGCGGAGUCGCUGCGCCUCAUUGGAUGAAGUCCUCUCCUCCAGACCGGCAAUGAUCCGCUCCGAGUUGCGCUCUGCUUUGCGCUACUGUCCCACCAAAGAGGAGGGACAGGGCGGAGCUUCAGUCCAACCAGUUGGUCAGCUGCAGAGUCUCAUCGCUCAGAGGAUGCAAAGAGCUCAAGAACUGCUGGAGGAGAUGAGACUACAGGAGCUGCAGAAGGCCAAAGCUGAAAGAGAGCGAGCCAACGGAUCCCCUUACCUGAAGAGCCUCGACUCCCCUCGCCUCCACCACCUCAGGGGCUCAGAGUCUCCUCAUUCCAGCAGGUCUUCUGGAUCUCAGAGGAGCCGAAGCAGUGACUCUCCUCGUCUUCGAGGGAAAGAGUCUCCACGCUCCAAAGUCAAGAGGAAUCGCUCCAAAGGAACAGACUCACCUCGGUCCAGAGGAUCCCGUUCGCCCAUCUCCAAAGCCAACACCUCACCUCGACUUGGUGCGUCUCCUCAUUUGUCUUCCAGUGAUGCACCUCCAACAAAACACUCAGGAGCAUCAAAACUCCAGAGUUCUGCUUGUUCCAGUAAAGAUGAAGACUUGCCUGAAUCAGGAUUCAACGCUGCACAUGACGAUGGAUUUGAUCAAACCGACUUCCCUCAGCUGAGGAGCGAAAAGGAGUCACCUUGCCAGAGUGAGAACUUCCCAAGUGUGUCCGGAUCCUGUGAGUCCUCGCAGUCUAAAAUCCCAGACAGCCUUUCCUCGCUCUUUCUUGCCUCCCCUUCUGCUCCACUGACAGAGGAGGAGCUGGAGGUGGAGAGGAGGCGUGCUGAGGCUGAGCGCCUCCUCGAAGAAGCCAUGUCAUCAUGGAAGGAGGCACAGGAGGUCCUGCAGGAGGUGAAGGAGCUGCAGAGCCAGACGCUCCGACGUCAACGCAGGAAGACCUACGAGAAAACAACGUCCACAGCGGCCAGGUCGCCUACGGCGACGGGAGGAGGCAACGACACAGAUGAGGAGGAAUCUGAGACGGCUUGACCAGGAUUCAUUCUGUGAACGUUUAUUAAAUUAUUGAAUUUUCUCAGCAAAAGUAGCAGCGUGAAAAAA